CAUCAAUUGACCGAGCUCACCUCACAGCUUACUCCUCAUUCCCCCUACGAAGCGAGAACGCGUCCGUCCGUAUACGAUCACCGCAUUCCCAGACCGAGACAACCGCACAAGCCUCGUGACUCAGCUUCACGAGCGCAGUCACGACUGCCGCUUGUUCUAGACAACGCUGUUGCCCGUGUCUUUGAUAAGCCGUCUUGCGGGCGAUCACGUACUGCCAUUCUUUGUUUCCUUCAAUACACCUAAGAUAACCACCUACGACAUCCUCUACCUCGUACACUCCCACAUCCACGACCAUCACAACAGACAUCAAGGUGCCCAUUCAGUCCCCUUCGGCGGCUAAGCGAUCUACCAACACUCAACUCGACCACUCCAACAGUACGGAACGCUCUUGCGUUCAAGCCACCAUGUCCUCUGAGCAGACCUUCUCCAACGCCGAUCUCCGCAGCACUGCUCAAGACUACAAACGCGACGCUGCACACAAGCACAAAUGGGCUCUCGGUGCCGUUGAUGGCACUGGACGAGCACAGGGCAAGCCACGGCCUCAGCGCGUGUCGGAGAAUGAGUACAUUUUCCGACGCCGCGCUGAGAAGGGCGAGGUAGCUUCCUACGCCCAGGCCGCGAAGGUGGCUCGCAAGCACGACAUGCUCGACGGUGCAGCCAUUACGGAUGACUCCUCUGGUAGCAACAGUGAUGAGUACGACGAGACUCCAUCGCCACCUGUCGACGCUGGCGUGACCUACUCCUUCGAUGCCGUUCGAUCACCAACCAAAGGAAGCCAGAUCUUGAAUGUCGCCCUCGCCAAAGCCGUCGAGAAGUUCGAAGAGAGAGAAACUGUCAAGCUGGUGAAGAGCGAGUAUGAGCUCCUCGACUCUGACGGCGAGACAAUGGCGCCUUCUCCAAUGAAGCCAGAGAAGAAACGCAAGGGCAAGAAGGCCGAGUCCGCGGUGGUCGUUGGUGAGGAUGAGGACUACGAAUUUGUCUAAGCUUCCACAUGCACCGCUCGUCGACGAUGAUACGAUUGUAUAAUGCCCCGUGACAUGGCGUUUCGGUUGGAUUGUUCUACUACUUCUACACCCGCCACCACAGUAUUGAUUGGUUUGCAUUUCGGUGGAAUACGUCGAGGACAGCAUAGGAAAUGGCGUUACAUCAGCAUGGUCAUGAGAAGAGCUCCCGUGACUUUUGGGGGCGUUCUUUGAGGACAUGAACUUUGCGCGAUACCCUAUUAGCAGAGUUAGUACAGACAGCAGCAGUUGACGAGCCUGUCAAUUCCGAAUGAAUCAUUUGAGUCUGCGGUCAAUUGGCCGUAGGCAGAAUCGAG
Messenger RNA from Pseudocercospora fijiensis CIRAD86, 1318 nucleotides. RefSeq lists its product as uncharacterized. NCBI's taxonomy places the organism in Eukaryota, Fungi, Ascomycota, Dothideomycetes, Mycosphaerellales, Mycosphaerellaceae. The record is from RefSeq and is a predicted model, not a curated record. Bases 405 to 983 code for a protein of 192 amino acids. The transcript is spliced from 2 exons.